CUAUAUGCUACCUACAGUUAUUUUCGUCAGACAAGUGAAAUGAUAGGCCUACAUGACCUUGCAUCAAAAUGCAGUUCAUUUUAUUGUUCAAACGUCAUAGGCGCAGGGCGUGUUUUUUUUUUUGUUUGUUUGUUUAAUAAUUAAACAUAUUUAGGCCUAAUGAGUCUAAAGUCAUGUUAACACACAUACAGGGAAGUAGACUAUUAGAUCUAUGUAAACAAAAAUAAUGUAGGCCUAUGCGGAUUGAUGUUAGACAGGAAAAGGAUUCAAUGUGUUGGAAGUUAGCCCACAGAACGUCUAGGAAUGUGUGUAUGUGAAACUAACACAGAAUAUUCAGGGGAGACAAAGCUUAUAAAUAUACUAUGAAAUGAUCUAAAUAUAUCAAUAUAGACUAUACAUACGGUACCAAUUACUGCAAUUUAAAUUCUGGUCAUGUUUGUAAAUUAAAAGUGCCAGUAACUUUCUUUUUUCACACCAGGAAUAAUAUAACUCCUUAAGGGACACUGAUUUACUUGUGGCUUCAAACCUGUAAAAUAUCAAUAAUAUUUCAGUUUCAACCAUAAAAAUUGAUUGAGAGAAUCUAAACACAAAAGAUACAGAGUGAGUUAAUAUAAGAAUUGUAAAAAAAAUUGAUUAAUAAUCAUCAUUGAUUGGAUUUAUCUGACAGAUGAAAUUAGUUUUUAUUAUUCAAUAAGUGGAUUCCUCUGGCUGAUGAAAUUAAUUCUUAAUCAUUUAAUUAGUGGAUUCAUCUGACUACUAUAAACAGUAACUUAAAAAUUAUUUUUUUUCUACAACAAAUUGACUGGAACAUUUGAUAUAUAUAUAUUACUGCAUCUUACAAGUUAUCCAGAUCUUACCAGCGUGUUGUGUCAAUGAUGCCAUACUCUUACUAGCACCACGAAGGUCACAACGCACAACGAGUGUAAAAUCUUCGACGCCACGUGCGUUGAAUGCGGGGAUGUUACCUCGCAAAGGGCAGCCAUGCCCUCACCUAGCCCCAUCAGUAAUAAAAGUUCUCCAGAUCCUGGUGCUCAAUCGGAGCAGCAUCCUCUCAAGAGAGCAUCCAGUGAUGAAAGCUGCCAGAGUAUGAACUUAGAGAUUGGGUCUACUACAGGUGGACAGUCACCGGUCUCAUGUGUGGCAGGUGCACUUCCUGUCAUUAUUGACAAUGCAGCAAGCAUACGGAAAAGAGAAGCACUCUGUUUACAGGAUGUGAAACCUGUUAGCCUUGUUGACUUGGGGGACUUCUACCCUGAUGGAGGCUGGGGAUGGAUAGUACUUGGGGCUGCUACUCUUGUCCAUAUGAUGUGCAAUGGAUUUCACCUGGCUUAUGGCACCCUCUUUCUAGAGAUAAAGAAAAAAUUUACCAUCACUGACCUAUCAACAGCAUGGCUAGGCAGUCUAGGUAUUGCCAUUUCACUCUUCACAGCACCCAUUGUAACCAUCAUUUGUCGACGCAAGUCUCCUCGACUCUUUGCUGUUAUUGGUGGUUUGAUAUGUGCCCUUGGAUGUCUCUUCCUAGCUUUCUCAGACCAGCAGGAGCAGCUGUAUACUAGCCAUUGUGUGGUGUUAUCUCUAGGCACUGGUCUCACCAUAGUCACAGCCAAUAUUAUGGUGGGACGAUACUUUCGUAAAAAAAGAGAACUGGCUGAAAUGAUUUUGGUAUCUGGAAGUGGAAUAGGCACAGCUCUUAUGGCAACUAUGUUCAAGCACCUCAUAAGAGCCAUAGACUGGAUGCAUGGCCUAGAGUGUGUGGCAGGUCUGCUGGUGUUGACAAUCCUUGCUGGUGCAAUGUAUCGUUCUGCCAACUUGUACCAUCCAAGGCGCAAAGUUAUCUUGCACCUGAAAAGCCAGAAAAAGAGCAGACGUGAAAGAGAAUCAGAGAAACCUCCAUACUUGGAUUUCAGUGCACUUAGAAUGAGAUCACUUCGAGCUCUUAUUGUUAUCUCUGCUGUCAUUGCUAUAGGCAUUCAUGUUCCUUUUGUACUUUUGGUAUCUACUGCUUCAGCACAGUCAGCACCAAAUCAAACUGAGCACUAUUUCCUUCUGAGUGUGUACAUGGGCAUAGGCUUUGUGAUUGGAUGUGUUGGUCUCAGCUAUAUCACAAUCAGAAACAGCACAGAAUGUUACAUAGCAAGACGCCACUUAUGCCAGACUUCUGCAUUGUUGUGUGGUUUGUUCACACUUCUGCUUAUAUUGGCUACUAAUGAAAGCUCUCACAUUCUGUAUGCAUGGGCAUAUGGAAUUUGUUGUGGAAGUUAUUAUUAUAGUUUAAAGACAUAUGUUUAUGAGCUAGUAAAAAUUAAGCUUAUGGAAAGAGCCUGGAGUUUUCUAAGUGCAGCCAACAGUUUCCCAAUGUUAUUUGGUGCCCCAGUAGCAGCUUAUCUAAAUGAGAGCUACAAGUCCAAUGUGGCUGGCUAUAUCUUAGCAGGAGUGGCUAUGAUUGUUGGAGGACUGAUGUUUUACAUUAUGCCUUUCUUUGAAAGACAUCCAUCAAAUCAAGAAGUUCUUCAGAAACACAGCAGUUGCCAGUAUAAUGCCCACAUCACUGAAGCUGCUGCUCUUUUAGACAUUGAUUUCUCAGAAGGGUGUCCAGCUGGCAAGCAUAACCAUCAAACUAACAAUGGACAUGCGCCAUUCAAACUUACCAGACAAUGCAUCCCAGGCUCCAACAAUAAAACAGAAGGUGGAGGAGUUCGUGUGCAGCUUCAGUGUUUUGUCCAGCACAAAGAGAGAGAGAAACCCAAACAGGCAACACUCACUAAAAUUGCUGAAGAGAAAGAUGCCAUGAAAAAUAAUGGAUCCACAACAGAAUUGCUGAAAAAGGGAGGUGGAGGAAACUCAAGUAAUCAAAUAGAACUGAGCAUAACCAAGGCAGAUUACUCUGAUUAUCUGUCAGAUGGUCCAUCAGAUAGCAACUUCUCCAAUGCCACAGAGAAGUCCAGCAGUAAAGACAAUGCUGAACGAGGGCACGGGAAACUGGAAGGCAAGAAAAGUAAGAAGAAUGAUGUGAGAAUAGAUUUAUUUGAUCCACCAAGCCAAGAGAAAGAGUCCACAGCAACAGUGUCUUACGACAGUGACUUGUACAUAAACUUAUGUGAAGCCCAGGUCUAAGAAACUCAAAAGGCAAUUGGUGCCUUAACAUUGAAUUUUUUUGGUUUGCCUCAAAUUUUUUGUUACAACCAUAAUUUUUUUUUUGUAUUUAGAUACUGACAUUUUGUACAUUCCAGCAUUGGGGAGCAUGUCAUAGUUUUAAUUCAUAUUUUUUUUACUGGUGGAAACUUAUGAUAAAUGUUUGUGUAAAACUCUUCUUGUCAUAGUCAGUGUAAAUAGUUCAUUCAUUCUGAAGACAUAAUUGUUUGUAGAAAAGUCAUUAUAUUUACAUAAAUAGAAAAACAAACAUAACAUAUAUAUAUAUAUAUAUAUAUAUAUAUAUAUAUAUAUAUAUACACAGGUCCUAGGUAUAUAAUGUUUAUUUCCUUGGUAUUUUAAUCUCUCUUGAGUGAACAAAGGAUAGCCAACUGUCAUUUCUAUUUAAAAAAGAAAAACAAUGCAAAAAAAAAUUAAAAAAUUAUGCGCUAAGUUAGGUUUUUACGUCAAAAGGCAGAGGAUUGUCAGUAAAAAGUUAAUUUUAUCAACUUUAUUAUUGUCUCCAAAGUUAUUUUACAUAUCCUAAUGAAAUUAUUCACUCUGCCUUUUUGUCCUUCACAACUGUGUUUAAAUUAACAUAGCAAAUUUGCUUUUUAUCAGAAAAUGUUAAUUUUGGUAUAAAAUAAAAGGAGAAUGCAUGAUAUAGAUUUUAAAAAUCUGUAUUAUUUUGAAGCAUGAAAAUUUAAAAUUCAAAAUGAAAAUUCAUCAACAAUGGACAAAAUGAUAAUUAAAUGUAAUAUAGAUCUAGAAAGUUUUUUAUUAUCCAAAUUAAAUAAAUAAAAAAAAAUUCAAAUGUUCACAAAAAGUAUAUAAAUCAUUAAAACACAAUUGAAAAGUGGAGCUGUUUAUCAUAUGUCAUAACCACCAGAAAAACUUAUUUGAAAAAUAAGAUGGAAGUAACCGCUUUAAACACAUUUUUCUUAGUAAAAAUAUGUAGAAAGAAAAAAAAUUUAACAAAGGGAAACUAUUCAUGAUGAAGUUUAAGAAAAUUAUAUAAACAUAGUGAAGAAAGUAAAAAAAAAAAAAGAAUUUAAAAGCAUCACAAUUAGUGCAUAUUUCACAUCUCAGCGUAUAAAAGAACUGUAUUAAACAUCUGAAUCAUAUUGAAAUACAGUACUAAAAUAAUUUUUACUUCGAAAAGAUGUUUGAUGUAAAAAAAAUAUUCUCAUUAUCAGCUGGCUUUCUUUGUUUGUGUAAUAGUCACAUUUUUGCUUUUUUAAAAUUUAUAAUUAAUACGCUUUACUGACACAAUGAGUUACUUUUAGGUGUCCUUUUCUAAAUACUUUGUUGAAUAUUAUUUAAAAUUUACUUUUUUAAAGUUAUAAUUCUUUGAAAUAUUUCUUCAAAAAAAAAAAUAAUUUUCAGCAUACAAAUUCAACAAGACAUGAUGAAUAUGAAUAUCUAUUUAAAAAAUGUAAUAAACCAUUUUUAAAUGAUUUUUUGAAAACAAAAAACAUGUCACCCAACAAAAACUACUCAAAGAUCACCAUGAAUGGACACUCCCCUCAACAUUGUAGACCCCUUUACAUACCUGGGAAGCUUGAUAUCCAAUGGCAAAUCAUGUUCAAGAGAAGCUGAUAACCAUCUUGCUAAAUUAUGAAGGGCUUUUGGGCUCCUUCAAGUGAGAGUGUGGCUAAAUAAAUUGCUCCACCUGCCUUCAAAAAAUCAGUAUCUAACAAGCAGUGCUUCUCACCACACUUUUGUAUGGCUCUGAGAUCUGGGUGCUUUAUAGAAGGCAUCUAAGGCUCUUUGAACUCUUCAAUCAAAGGUGUCUCAACUCUAUAAUGGGCAUACACUGGCACGACUAUCUCACAAAUAACCAUGUUCUGCUGGAGGCUCAUGUGAACAGUAAAGAAACACCACUUACCAUUCCACAGCUGUGCUGGAUCAGACACUUAUCCUGCAUGGGGGACAACCGCAUACCAAAGAUGAUCUUUUUUAGCCAGCUUUAGCAAGAUGGUCUUACAGAGUUAACCCGCUUCUCCAAUGUGAGCACUAUAAAGGUCAACUCAGCGCCAUUUUACCCUCAUUGGCAUAGAGGAAAGUUGAAAAGCUCACAUGAAGGCCACACAUUUGAAGCCCAAGAAAAGCAAUUUUAGAAGACAGGCGCAGAUAACAUAAAGAAAACCUAAAAAGACCUCCACCCCAUGAGAUGUGGGAAAAUAUGGAUAUGUGUGGCCAUGUAAAGCACUGCACUCAUCCUAAAUCUUUGGAAUCAAAGACAUUGCCAUUCAUUUAUAUAUAUAUAUAUAUUUGUAUUCCAUUCCUUUUCAAACCAGUUUUUUUUUUUUAAAUAAAUUUUGGUAGUGCCUCUAUUUCUUGUUUGAGUUCUAGUCCUGUGAAAUAAAUAAUAGUCCUGUUAUGAAAAUGAAAAUAAAUCUUUUAAAAAAUUAUAUAUAUAUAUAUAUAUAUAUAUAUAUAUAUAUAUAUAUAUAUAUAUAUAUAUAUAUAUAUAUAUAUAUAUAUAUAAUUGAAAUAAAAUGUGCAAUCUGUUUUAACACUUCUUUCUUUCACCUGAGAAUACUUAAGAAUUAUAUUGCUGGUCAAAUAAUGUCUUAUUUACUUGGAGUAAUUGAAAUCUCAUGUUAAAUUAUUCUAAAAUAUUCUUUAUUCUAUUUGUUGUUUUCUUGUUAAAUUGGUGUAAUUUUUUAAAAAAGGAUCAUUGAUAAGAUAAUAUUUCUGCUAUUGAAUUUCUCCUCAUAGAACAAGAGACCAUUCAUUUCUUGUCUGCAUUCACUUUUAUUGUUUCUGGUUAAGAAAGGCUUCUAAAACAUUAUCAAGAGAUUAAAAAAAAUGCAUAAUGUGGCUGUCAGCUAAUUUAUAAUGCUUAUUUGCUUUAAAAUUAUAAACAUUUCUGAAUAUUGUAAAAAGCAUAAUAUCUAUUAUAAAAUAUUGAUAAUUGGAAACAGCCUUUGUUUUAGUUUUAUUGGAGUCCAAUGGGACAGCCUUAUAGCUUUAUUGAAAUUCAUGCAGAACUUUCAAAAUGAAAUGUACACAAAUAUUUUUUUUAUGUUGUGAAUACAAAUAGUAUGUUUUGCUUUGUUUUUUGGUUGGGAAGGGGGAGGGGUAAUUUUGGAUAGGAUUUAGAAUACAUGCAUCUGUGCAGUCCUUUUUUUUUUUAUACCUUGGAAAUAUUUCUACAUUCCGAACAUAUUUUAAAGCAUUCAUUUGUACAUUAUUACAGAUAACAUUUUAUUGAAGACUUGAAUUCAGCUUUAGUUGAGGAAUAAAGUUUUUUUCACUGUCAAAAUUAUAUUUUUCAAUGUUAAUUUAUUCUCUAAAUGUCUCUUUGAUUAAUUCAGUUCUAUUUAUUUCAAAGACAUUAUUAUUUUUUAACAUAAAAAUCUAUUCUUUUUUAUCCUACUUAUGGCCACUUUAUUAGUCCUAAAACUUUAUUUUAAAGAAUGUACACUUUCUGUAGGUAUUGGCAUUAAUAAGAUUGUAGUUAAAAUUAAUAUUAGAUAAUGUUUAACAAAUGUUAUUGCCAAAAAUAUUUGUAAAACUUGAUUAUUUUUCAUUGGUGUUAACAUUUUUUCAUUGUAAUAAUAUUUUUAAAAAUUAAAAUCUUAAAGUAAUUUAAAAGAAAAUGACAAGGGAAUAGGCUCAUUCAAAAUGGUAGCAGACAAGUGAGUACUAACAAUUUUUUACAUUAUGCCUUUUUUUCUUCUGAAUUUGUUCUCAUUUUUUUUAUUUCAUUCAAUUGAAUGAGCUACUGCUGACAGACACUUUUAUAGUGUAAUCUAAAUUUAAUUCAACACAUAUCUUUGUAUAGUUUUGUACAAUUUAUUGUUUUUUUUUCCUUUAAACUUAAGUCAGAUAAAAAAAAUUGUCUUCCAUCUAAAAUUGUAGAUUUUCAAACUAGCCAGCUAUGUUUAGUACAUUGUAGCAUGUUUUGAUACAUCUCUUUAAUCCAACUUGGCCUACGUAGAUCUAAUUUUUUUUAUACAUAUUUUUAUGUUCAAUAUAUUUACUUCUUGUUGUUGUUUUUUUUUUUGUAAAACUCAUAUUACUUAGAAGGGCCUACAAAUUAUGAACAAUAAUUACAUUACUAGGGUCUUGAAUCACAGGGCAAAAUAUGAAUUAAUGCAUAAUCACUUUAAAUAUAUAUAUAUAUAUAGCCUAUAUAUAUAUAUAUAUAUAUAUAUAUAUAUAUAUAUAUAUAUAUAUAUAUAGGCCUAUAUAUAUAUUUUGUAUCUGGCAUGAUUCUGUGGAUAAAUGUUUUGAUAAGGAAAUGUUAGUCAUAAAUUAUAUCAUAUUAAUGUACUGUGUGAAACUGUAAGGGAAUUUUAAACAAUGUUUCGUUGCUUUUGUCCAUGUUGUUGUUUUUAAUGUAUCAUUUCAAUAAAUGAAAAAAAUCAAUGAAAAGACAUUUUUACUUUCUCUAUAAUAUAAGACAUAUCCUUUGCAUUGGUUAGCUGUUUCAGGUCCUACGUUUUAAGAAAUCGUUACACUAGCUGUCUUGUCAAGUAUUCUUAUGCAGUUCGAUAUAAAUUUUCAAGUUUU
Biomphalaria glabrata is the source of this 7653-nucleotide messenger RNA. RefSeq names its product monocarboxylate transporter 2-like. Gene Ontology annotation, biological process: transmembrane transport. The record is from RefSeq and is a predicted model, not a curated record. Gene Ontology annotation, molecular function: monocarboxylic acid transmembrane transporter activity. The transcript has 9 exons. The coding region runs from base 982 to 3114 and encodes 710 amino acids. NCBI's taxonomy places the organism in Eukaryota, Metazoa, Mollusca, Gastropoda, Planorbidae.